AUGGAACGUACUCGGAGCGAAGGAGCGGGCGACGCCACACGCAAGCGUAAACGUGGAGCACUGCAGGAUAUUAGCAACAAUUCCAACAAGUUGCCACAGGUACGAUCUCCAAAGCGGCGCGGUGUCGGCGUCGUGAAGAAAGAGACAACGGCGAAUGACACCACGUCCAAGCUCAAGACAAAGGCAUUACGAGCAUCUACACGUCACAAAACGAUGGCAGCAACGGUCAAUUCAGCGCUUAAGAGCUCUAUGGGGUCUACGGCUGCAAGCAAAGCGAAGAAACGCACAGUUGUGAGCAAGAAGACAGAGAUAACACGCGCGAAAAAGCGGAAGCUUGAGGGGACGGAGAAUCAAGCCCCACUACAUCAAAAGAUUCAAACGAGUAUGUUGUCGUUUCAAGCAACAUCGUUGAAAGUUACGGAGAAGGCGACGGAACUGGUCAAGAAGGAGAAGGAACUGAGGGUGGAUGCUGACAAGGAGAAUGUUGAGAUACAGGACCAGGAUGUGGACGUGAAAUUCGAGGUGGACAAUUACACUCACACUGACGCUGUGAAGAAAGAAGUGGAAGGUAACAAGAGAGAAACUGAUGAGGUAACAACCGAGAUGGAGCAGCAAAAAGAGACGACGGCAAUUCAGGUACCGCUAAAUUGUGGUACCGAGAUUGCUAGAUAUGCUGCUGCUGUUGCUGAGGGACGCAACCAGUAUGCUCCUUGUCCAUACAAUUUUACAUAUGAUCACAAGACCUCGUGCUUUGACGAGGCCACGUACGCGGCAGCGGUGCGUGAUAUUGACGCUCCAUCUGCAACAACAAGCUCGCAUUACGCGAAGCUUGUGAGAGAGCUGGACGCUUAUUACAAAAAGCACGAAACGAAAUAUUUACCCGAUGCGGACUACAUCGGCACAGUGCAAUUAGACAUUAACGAAAAGAUGCGCACGAUUUUAAUCGAUUGGCUUGUCGAGGUUGGCGAAGAGUACGAGCUCGACUCCCAAACGUUUCACAAGGCGGUCAAUUUGGUGGACCGUUGCCUUAAGAAAAUCAAGAUCAACCGUAAGCAGUUUCAGCUGCUUGGCUGUGCAUGUAUGAUGAUUGCAGCGAAGUUUGAGGAAGUUUACGGGCCAAAUGUAGAGGAAUUUGUUUACAUUUCCGACCAAACGUACACGGCAGAUGAGAUGCUGGAUAUGGAGGCACAAGUGCUUAACGCACUAGAGUACCGCAUUGCAUCGACUACCUGCUACGGUUUCAUGCAUCGUUACAUGGAAGCAGGGUGUACGACGGACAAACAGCGGUCGCUGGUGUUGUACCUUUGUGACCUAGCGCUUUUGUUUUACCAGAUGGUGCAAUUUAAACCUUCAAAGCUGGUGGCCUCUGCUGUAUACCUCGCUCGAUUCACCACGAGUGAGACUGAGGCGUGGACUCCCACGUUACAUCACGUGACCAAGUACAACCCAGUAGAUUUUCAGGACUGUGUCGAGGAGCUUCAUCGUCUCCACACGAUUGAGUCUCAGGUGGUCAACACUCAGCGCGACAAAGCGAAGGCUGUUAGCGAGAAAUACUUGGCAGACAAGUUUGACAAGGCGAAGAGACAUGAUGAAGGAAUGGCUAGUCGUUUGAAGCGCCGCGGUAUUGAUAUUUUGUUGGGAGCGCCAGAUGAAGCAUUACCGGACAAAGACAAAGACAUUCAAGAGCAUCGCGGUCCAAGUGGACAAUCGAAGCCCGUUGACAAUAAUAAGUUUUACGAAGCACUUGGUGUAGCGAAAACAGCUACGGCUGCUGAGAUCAAGAAAGCAUACCGCAAGCUAGCACUUAAGAAUCAUCCAGACAAGGGUGGAGAUCCGGAACUUUUUAAAACGAUUACGGUAGCAUAUGAGGUUCUCUCGGAUCCAGAGAAACGUGAACUCUAUGAUCAAUACGGUGAAGAAGGACUACAAAAUGGUGGAGGGGGAGGUGAUGCCAGUGAUUUGUUUAGUCAGUUUUUCCGUGGUCAAGGUGGACGUAAAUCACGUGGUCCACAAAAGGGAGAGGACCUGACACACCCACUUAAGGUGUCGCUUGAAGACUUGUUUAAUGGCAAAACUGUUAAACUGGCAGUCAAUCGUGACGUACUAUGUAGUCGUUGUGAAGGUCGCGGCGGUGCAGAAGGAGCAGAGAAGACGUGUGAUACGUGCCAGGGACGUGGUAUGCGCGUACAGCUCCGCCACAUUGCUCCAGGUAUGGUGCAACAGAUGCAGAGUGUUUGCCCGGAUUGUCGAGGCCAGGGUAAAAACAUUCGUGAGAGCGACCGUUGCAAGGGUUGUAAGGGUAAAAAGGUGACAAAGGAGCGCAAGGUACUGGAGGUGCACAUUGAAAAGGGUAUGCGUAAUGGUCAGCGGAUUACAUUUGCAGGCGAGGCCGACCAGGCACCUGGCACAGUACCAGGUGACAUCAUAUUUGUUGUACAAGAAAAGGAACAUGCUACCUUUCAGCGGAAGGGUAGCAAUCUUAUCAUGGAAAAAAAGAUCAGUCUGGUGGAAGCUUUAUGUGGCUUUGAAAUGAUUGUGGAGCACCUGGAUGGCCGUCACUUACACAUUAAGACCCGACCUGGUGAGAUUAUUAAGCCGAACCAGUUUAAGUCGGUCCACGGAGAGGGAAUGCCCACGCACGGCAACCCGUUUGUCAAGGGCCAGCUUGUUAUCUUGUUCAAGGUGCAAUUCCCGGAGAGCGGCAGUCUGUCGGAGAAGCAGCUAAGCAUGCUUAAGAAUACGUUGCCUGCCCCUACACCCUUGGCUCCCCUGGCCGAUUCAGAGGAGUGCUUCUUGUCAGAGUUUGAUGCCGAAGCAGCCAAGGCCGAGCAGCAGCAGCGUGAAGCGUAUGACUCGGACGAAGAGCGUGGCGGCCAGCGUGUGCAGUGCCAGCAGCAGUAG
Peronospora belbahrii is the source of this 2901-nucleotide messenger RNA. The record is from the annotation of a GenBank genome assembly. Lineage: Eukaryota; Oomycota; Peronosporomycetes; Peronosporales; Peronosporaceae.